Molecule: messenger RNA, 5565 nt
Organism: Zootermopsis nevadensis
Lineage: Eukaryota; Metazoa; Arthropoda; Insecta; Blattodea; Termopsidae
Source: RefSeq, a predicted model, not a curated record
AUGUUGGUGGAUCAAAAUACAGCAUAAGGAAAUGUUAUAAGGUAUAACAAAGUAGGAUAUACUGUAAGGCAUUCUUAUGGUAAAUUUUAUAAAUAUGAAACAAUCUGUGUUGCAUGACCAUGUUUUUUCUUUUAAUUGUCAUAAUAUGAGUGCAUGUGCUGCAGCUUGAAGUUGUACCUUGAUAAUAUAAGUAUCAUACUAUGACAUAUGUUGGUACCUCCAAGCCUUUCUGUCUGCUGAACAGAAGCCAGUGGAGGAAUGGCCGAUCUGUGACUGUCUCAUCUCAUUCCAUUCAAAGGGGUUCCCACUGGAUAAGGCCAUCCACUAUGCCAAUUUGCGCAAUCCGUUUAUUAUCAACAAUCUUCAUAUGCAGUAUGAUAUUCAGGACCGUCGCAAGGUGUACUCAAUCCUGAAGGGUGAGGGAAUUGAAAUUCCUCGCUAUGCUGUACUUGACCGGGAUUCCCCUGACCCAAAACAUCAUGAAUUGGUGGAGUCAGAAGACCAUGUGGAAGUGAAUGGUGUUGUGUUCAACAAGCCAUUUGUGGAGAAGCCGGUCUCAGCUGAGGACCAUAACAUUUACAUCUACUACCCAACAUCUGCUGGAGGAGGUAGUCAAAGAUUGUUCCGUAAGAUUGGCAGUCGUAGCAGUGUGUAUUCCCCAGAGUCCCGGGUCCGUAAAACAGGAUCAUUCAUCUAUGAGGACUUCAUGCCCACUGAUGGGACUGAUGUCAAGGUGUACACGGUGGGUCCUGACUAUGCCCAUGCUGAGGCUCGUAAAUCACCUGCUCUGGAUGGCAAGGUGGAACGGGACAGUGAGGGGAAAGAGAUCCGCUACCCAGUUAUCCUUAGCAAUGAUGAGAAACUCAUCUCCAGGAAGGUGUGCCUUGCCUUCAAGCAGACUGUGUGUGGAUUUGACCUGCUUCGGGCAAGUGGAAAAUCAUUUGUGUGUGAUGUAAAUGGGUUCAGCUUUGUGAAGAAUUCAAACAAGUACUAUGAUGAUUGUGCCAAGAUCCUGGGAAACAUGAUCCUCCGGGAGCUUGCACCCACAUUACACAUUCCCUGGUCUGUACCCUUUCAGCUGGAUGAUCCACCAAUCGUACCCACAACAUUCGGAAAGAUGAUGGAGUUACGGUGUGUGGUGGCUGUCAUUCGUCAUGGUGAUCGGACACCCAAACAGAAGAUGAAAGUAGAAGUACGGCAUCCAAAGUUUUUUGAGGUAUUUGAGAAAUAUGAUGGAUACAAGGAUGGUCAUGUGAAGCUGAAGCGUCCAAAACAGUUGCAGGAAAUUCUUGACAUAGCACGUUCACUGCUAAAUGAGAUACAGCACAGAGCAGCUGAUCCUGAGAUUGAGGAGAAGCAGGGCAAGUUGGAGCAGCUCAAAAGUGUCUUGGAGAUGUAUGGACAUUUCUCCGGCAUCAAUCGAAAAGUGCAGAUGAAAUACCAACCUAAGGGCCGGCCUCGUGGCUCCAGCUCCGAUGAUGGUAAAGGUUUUAAUGCUCCCAAGGAGCCAUCAUUAGUGCUGAUCCUCAAGUGGGGUGGAGAACUCACACCUGCUGGACGCAUUCAGGCAGAAGAACUGGGGCGUAUUUUCCGAUGCAUGUACCCUGGUGGCCAAGCAUAUCCAUUGACUGCAUCUGAUACAGGUGAAUAUGCUGGCACACAAGGUCUGGGUCUUCUCCGCCUUCACUCCACAUUCCGUCAUGACCUCAAAAUAUAUGCCUCGGAUGAGGGCCAUGUCCAAAUGACGGCAGCAGCAUUUUCAAAGGGUUUGUUGGCUUUGGAGGGAGAGCUGACUCCUAUCCUGGUGCAGAUGGUGAAAUCUGCUAACACAAAUGGACUGCUUUACAAUGAUUGUGACUCUAGCAAGUACCAAAACAUGGCAAAGUCACGCCUUCAUGAAUUGAUGCAACAGGAUCGGGAUUUCACAGCAGAGGAUCGUGAGAAGAUUAAUCCUGGAAAUGCACUCAGCAUCUCCACUGCACUAGACUUUGUUAAGAAUCCUGUCAAAUGCUGUGAGCAUGUGCAGGACUUGAUUCAACGACUUAUGGAUAUUGUGCGCAUCAAGAAGGAUGAUACUAAGACCAAAGAUGCUGUUUUGUACCAUGGGGAGACAUGGGAAUUGAUGGGAAGACGCUGGGGCAAGAUUGAGAAGGACUUCUGCACCAAGAACAAGACUUUUGACAUCUCGAAAAUCCCUGAUAUUUAUGACUGCAUUAAGUAUGACCUGCAACACAACCAGCAUACUUUGCAAUUUGAGCAAGCAGAGGAGUUAUACAUCAAUGCCAAAUACUUGGCUGACAUUGUUAUCCCUCAGGAAUAUGGGCUUACAGUGCAGGAGAAGUUGAGCAUAGGGCAAGGAAUCUGCACUCCUUUACUGAAGAAAAUCCGAGCAGAUCUGCAGCGCAACAUUGAGGAAUCAGGAGAGGAGACUGUCAACAGACUGAACCCACGUUACUCACAUGGUGUAUCAAGCCCAGGACGACACGUGCGGACUCGCUUGUACUUUACCAGUGAAAGUCAUGUUCACUCACUACUAACUGUACUGCGCUAUGGUGGUCUGCUUGAUGUACGGAAGGAUGAGCAGUGGCGCAGAGCAAUGGAAUAUGUUAGCAUGGUGUCAGAACUCAACUACAUGUCACAGAUUGUUAUCAUGCUAUAUGAAGACCCUACCAAGGACCCUUCCUCUGAAGAGAGGUUUCAUGUGGAGCUUCACUUCAGUCCUGGGGUCAAUUGCUGUGUUCAGAAGAACUUACCACCAGGUCCUGGAUUCAGACCGCACAGCCGUAAUGAAUCUGUGGGCUCAAAGACUGUGGUGUGUAUGUCAGAAGCAGGAGGGGGCAGUGAGGAGGGUACAUCGUCAGGUGGAGUGCAGUGCGAGGGCAGUGAGAAGGGUUCAAGCCGUAUUGAUGAGGAGGAGCCCGAGUUAAACCUACUGGAUGAUGAGACUAGCUCCUCACACACUAAAGCUGAUUAUACUCCAGCACAAUCCGCAUCACCUGCCCCUUCAGAUGAGUCAUCUCUGUCAGAGAAACCGGAAAUGCAGCAGCAGGGAGCUCGACUUGUAUCCGAACCAAUCCCUAUAAGGGCACCUCCAGCCCAUGACCCACUGGACCUGGCUUCCCGAUUGUCAUCUGAGCUGGUGUCCCAACAUUCCCAGCGCAGUCUUUCCUACACAAGUGCCCGGGCCAUCAGCCCAGAGACAGAGCCUAGGGCACGCAGUUUUGACCACCGAGAUGAUUCAGGAGUAGAUAAAGUGGAUUCCUGCCACCUGUGCGUGCCACCACCAUGUGUGUCAUGUCGGGUGGCAGCUGUGCGCCUCUGUCACUCUCAUUCCAGUCCUAGUCUUCCCUCCCCAAGUCAUUCUCUUACCCUACCACCAGUCCCUAACACUCUCACUGUAGACCAGGGUUCGGCUGGUGGUACCAUGGUGGCAGUGGGUGGGCGGCGCCACCGCCACAGUAUCUCGGGCCAGAUGAGCUACUUCAAGAUGUUGGGAUUUGGUCCUGUGGUGGUAAUGGGAGCUGGAAAGAAGAUGUCUGGAGCUGGAACUGGUGGAUCAACCAGCAGCCUGUUCAGUACAGCUGUCAUCAGUGGAUCUUCGAGUGCACCUAAUCUGCGAGACAUGAUUCCCAACUCUGCUUCUGUUUCAACAAUUGAAGGAUGUGGGGGUGUUCCACCAAUCAGGCCGCUGGAGACCCUACACAAUGCACUGUCUCUGCGGCAGCUUGAUUCGUUCCUGGAGGUCAUGACGUCUGCCCCGCUGUUCCGAACGCCCACAUCUUCGCCUCCCAAGAAUCCAUCAACACCUCUCCCAUCUACUGCAUCAAUGCAACAUCCUCCUCUUCAUCUACAGUCACCCAGCAGCAGUCUUGUGUGGAGUGGGCCUCCUUCAUUUGUAUCAAGCAGUGGGCCAUCUUCUCCAAAUGGGAUGUCUGAUAUCUUCAUAUCACGUGGAACUGCAGAGAGCAGUGAGAUGUCACUGUCAGCCAGUCUUAUCAGUAAUGAUGGGUAUGGCGAUCUAACUGCCACUCUGGCCAACAUCUUCCCAACAAUGCUCAACCAGGACCUAAGCAAUGUGGGUAUCCUCCUAGAGGGCAGCACUGACUUCUACCCACAGCCUCAGGAGGAGGAACCAAGACAAAUUGUUGUGCCUGAGAAUGAAACUCUUCUUCAGUUCUCAGUCACCGGUGGUGAUAGUGGUGACAUUACUCCUGUAUCUGUGUCAGCCAGCUCCGAGUUUGACUUCACGUCUGCAGCCGAUGGCGCUCCCCAAUACAGUGGAGAGACAGAAGCCUCUGCUAGUACUGAUGUGGAUAUUACAGUCAUGGAUACAAAAGACAGUGAGAAGAACAAGGCUGUGCAGGAGGAGACAGGCAGGUCGGGUGGGUCAUCACUGCUUCUCAGGAGUGUGGAGACUCUUGGCAGGAAGGAGGCCACCAAGCUGGUAGGACAGUGGGUGCUGGAAAGCUCUACCACACUGGUGACAGUGGACCCCGCAGAGGAGGAAGACAGGACCAUCACCUCCUCCAUGACUGCAACCUCUCCUGCUCGCAAAACCAUCUUCCAGGUGUUUGGGAGCCCAGUGUCUAGGUAUCAGUCCAGCAAGACAGUGCUGGGCUGUGCAUCUCCAAAGCAAUGCACGGCAGUGCCCAUAAGGGAGGACAGCCUGGAGGUGUUGGAAGGGGGAAUCCUGCAACAUGUUCCCAUCAGCGUAAGCAAGGAGUGCCAGCUGUCAUCACCAGUUUCCACUGCAAGGGAAGGCAAGCUGGAGUCGUCAAAAAGUCCAGAGCACCACAGUCACACACCAGCAUCCGUUAGCCCUGUGUCCUCCAGCCCUUCUGAAUCAUCACCUUUAAGGAAUGCCACAAAUAGACAGAAUCUGCAAGAACCAAAACGUCCUCUAGUGUCUAGCUUCACAAAAGAAUACAAACAUUACACAUCCAGUAUUAGCACUACCAGGUCCCCACAGUCAGAUUCUGGUGGAAGUACAGAAGGUUCCUACAAAUCUGUCAAAGAUCCAGAAUCUGUAGGGAAGCUUCCAAGCAGUUUUUCUUGCUUUGGAGAAGAUACAUCAACAGCACUUGCAGCAGGUCUGGCAGAGGAAGGAUUUGGCUCACUGAGUAGGCAAAGGUUUAGUAAUGAGAAUGGUGUGAGCUCAGAAGAGCUAUUUGAAGAAGCAGUCCCAAUCCUUACUCUUGCCAGCAGCCUUACAGAUAAUUCCUCCAUAUCUAGGGGCUUUAACAUUAUGAAAGAUGAGGACAAAUAGCAGAAAGUGGAUUAAAAUCCCCCAAUUCUUGGAUCUUACAAACUGUAUGAUGCACAUUUUUCUUCAUUUGUAUGCAAUAUUUAUUGUUUCACUUUAUGUAUUCUGUCAUGAGGUCACUUACCCACAUGCAUCUUAUAAUAAGAAGUUGAACUUGUGGGUAAACAGGGCCCCAGAGACAUUUUGGUAGCAUGAUAUAUCAAAGAAGUAAAUAAUCUGGUGACAACUGUGACAUCAAUGGCUUGAGAAUGUGGAAGCUCAGUUGUGUUACAAUAUAAGACAUGCCUACAUAAGAUACUUAA